AUGGCCCACUACGCUCGACCAGACGCUGGAGGUGGAGCGCCGUACUUCAACCCUAACCACAAUCAAGCAUACGCGCCACCUCCCGCACACAUGAACGACUACGCUGCAAAUACAUACUCCCACCCCCAUCACCACGGACCGUAUCCCCAACCACCACCACAGUCACCGAAUGGCCACCCUCGGUCUUAUCAGCAACAGUCCCCAAGAAUGGCCUACCGCAAUGUCCCGCCUUACCCAAACGCCUCCUCAUCUUCCUCAUCCCCCAUAUCACAACAUGCUCACCCUCUACCGAAAUAUCCACCCCCUCAACCAUACGCCGUGCCAGUCCCCGGUCCACCACCAAAUGGUUGGGUUCAGCACCCUCAAAACAUAACUCCCCAACUUCUCUCCCCCAUCCCACAAAAUGCAUAUUCCGGAGUUGGCUUAGGGCUGCAGAUACAAGGCGUACCACAAUCGCAAUCUCAUUCGGGAGCACAGCCGACGUUGUUCCCCCCGCCUGCCAUAGUGUCGUCCUAUCCCACACCCCCACCAGAGACGACAACCGAAGAGACGACGGAUGAAGGCCCCGAUCCACAGGAAAUGGAAGAUGGGCUAGCUUCAUCUUCGCAAUAUCAAGGAGCGGAGGAGGAACAACAGUCGACAUCGCCCCAAACACACGCUCCCGUCCCGAUAUACCCUAGCAUCGUGCUCUCUCGCCGACACCAUCGACCAAACGACCCGACUCGUGCGCCAGGUGUCAUGAUCUCACCCAGGGCACGCCCACCGCAAGAGGUCAUCGACAGGGUGGGUGUUUGGGACGAAGAAGAAGAAGGACUUCUUUCGAGCGGGUUAGAGGAAGAGGUUUCCAUUGACGAGAUUGAGAAAAACGAGGAAGUGGUGCCAGCAGACCCGGGAAUACCGAUAGCGGUAACAGUACCACCAGUCAUCCUAUCCGCAUCUUCGCCUCCUUUGUCAACGACGGAUGAUUGGGACAUCGCUCCUCCGGCAUCAGCAUCGGCUUCGCCAUCCCACAUUACCAUAUCAAUUCCCUCAUCUUCGCGGGUAUCUACACCAACGCCUACUUCAUCUGCGCCGCUCGUCUCUCCCACAACAGCUUCCACGUCAGCACCAGCACCAGCACCUCCGCAAAUCAAAAAGUCGUGGGCCUCACUGUUUAAUGCGUCAUCCCCGAAUUCGAGCUCGUCUGCAGGGACAGCCUCGUCAACAACAGUCAGUGAUAGGGCUCGUCUUCCUACAUCGAGCGUGGUGGGAUUUUCGGUGCCUGCGGACCAACCCUUGCUCGGGAAUUUUACCGCCAUCUCUAGUAAUUCUGUCGGUGACGGUGUUUCCAAUUCGCUGCCUCCACCCACCCGAAAUGCGCUUCUGGCGUUGCUUUCUGGAACCCCUAACGAGCCCGUCCAACCAACUUCACCUACAGUACCAACUUCCCCCACAAUUUCUAUAAAACCAACCCCCGUCCGACUACCUCCUGCGCUAACACCACGAGGAUUGAUCAAUACAGGCAACAUGUGCUUCGCCAACGCAGUUCUGCAAGUCCUCCUCUGCACGCGCGCGUUCUAUGGACUCUUCGAAAAUCUGCAAUCCGUGCUGGGCGAGCAGGCCUUUUUGGGGGACAGAAAUGGGGAGGAGUUUCCUGCAGUUAACGGGAAUGGCAUCCAGAAAAAAGAAGAGAAAGAUCAAGGCCCUCUAGGCCCCGCCCCACUUGUCCGCGCGACGGCAACAUUUUUGAAGGAGUUCGUGAGGAAUGGGAAGGGUGGUGGUGCGAGAGGCGGUACACGGACGAUGACGAAUAAGGGAAAGGCACGAGCAGACGAGCAGCAGCUGGAGGAAGAUGGCGAGGCGUUCAUCCCGACGAUGGUGUAUGAUGCCCUCAAAGGCAAGAAGCGGUUUGACGGAAUGAGGGGCGGGCAGCAAGAAGAUGCUGAAGAAUUUCUUGGGUUCUUCCUGGACACGCUAGAAGAGGAAUUAUUGGCAGUCGCUGCGUCAUUAAGGAGAGAUACAGCUGAUACCUCUGGGAUCACUGCGACAAGCCAGAAGCCAGCAGUGCAGGAAAAGGAGGAGCCAGACGUGGCAGAUGCAGAAGACGGGUGGUUGGAGGUCGGGAGAAAGAAUCGGUCAGUGGUGACAAGAACCAUCGAGUCAACGGACUCUCCAAUAACGCGAAUAUUUGGGGGAAAGUUCCGGUCUACCUUGAAAACGCCUGGUCAGCGCGAUUCGGUAAUUGUAGAGGAUUGGAGGGCGUUAAGGCUGGAUAUACAGCGUGACGGAAUCCAUACCGUAGAAGAUGCAUUGGCUCUCAUCUCACAACCUUCGACACUGCAAGUAACACACGUCCCUUCCUCCACCAACAACACUGCCUCUUCCCAACCAAACCCAACACCACAACUGCUAACAGCGUCCCAACAAGUCCUUAUUGAAGCGCUCCCUCCCGUCCUUGUUCUGCAUCUGAAACGUUUCUGUUAUGACGCAGAGCUCACAUCUGUCGUCAAAGUCGGCAAGCAGAUCGCUUUUGGGCCGGAGUUGGAGGUGCCGGAGGGGGUUAUGAGCCCCGGGCUGAAACAGCGGCUGGCAAGCGCAGGCGGAGUGAAACCACGGCGGACGGCAAGAUACAAACUCUUCGGGGUCGUAUAUCACCAUGGCAUGUCCGCUUCAGGUGGCCACUAUACUCUCGAUGUCCUCCAUCCAGGCCGGGCUCCGGCGUCAGCCGGCCCGGUGCCCGUGGGGUCCUACUCGGCUGUCGCGGGGAUGAAUACGCCAGCAAGCGAGGGCGCGUGGGUGCGCAUCGACGAUGAGCUCGUAUCUGAUGUGAGACCCGCGGAUGUGUUUGGUGCUGCUGCGCCUGUGUCGGGAAGCGGGGCGUGGCCGACAGUGGGAGCGAAUGGGAAGACUGUCAAAGGUGGGAGGGUGCAGAGUGUCGAGCGAGAAGGGGCGGAUGACAGCGGGAAUGCGCGGUGUGCGUAUCUACUUUUUUAUCGCCGGGUAGGCUAG
Molecule: messenger RNA, 2988 nt
Organism: Mycena indigotica
Lineage: Eukaryota; Fungi; Basidiomycota; Agaricomycetes; Agaricales; Mycenaceae
Product: Ubiquitin carboxyl-terminal hydrolase
Exons: 5
Coding region: 1-2988 (995 amino acids)
Biological process (GO): protein deubiquitination
Cellular component (GO): cytosol; nucleus
Molecular function (GO): cysteine-type endopeptidase activity; cysteine-type deubiquitinase activity
Source: RefSeq, a predicted model, not a curated record